This is a messenger RNA of Hydra vulgaris (swiftwater hydra), 1236 nucleotides long. RefSeq lists its product as uncharacterized. Lineage: Eukaryota; Metazoa; Cnidaria; Hydrozoa; Anthoathecata; Hydridae. The record is from RefSeq and is a predicted model, not a curated record.
AUGACUGAUAAAAACAAAAACUCCCAAUUUUAUCAAGAAUUAAAUUAUGUUGUUAAACCAAAAAUUGACCAUAUUAAAGAGUCAACCGGAGGGGAUUAUGUUCUUCAAAAUUCUUCAAAAGAUCGCCGUUACAAUUCGGAAUGUUGGAUGUCUUCAAAUCCAAAAGAAAAUAAUAGUAAUAAAUCAAAUACAUCAAAUAUGUCCGACAGUCAAAAAUACCAAAAUUUUCAAAUAUCCGCUCCAAAGUCCAGAUAUGUCCCUCCAAGCAUGUCUAAAAAAAGAGAUAAAGACGCGGUAUUGUCGGAAAAUCGUUUUAGCUCAUUAGCUAAUUUAUCUAAUACAGAUGACAAUCCUGGUAUUUCUUUUAGUUCCGAAGUAAAAAACCGUGGACCGGUUAUGGGAGGAAACAAUUAUAACCAACAUCCCAAAAAAUACGAUGCUAAUUUUUAUACGGAAAGGCGUGGAUAUAAUGACAAUAGUAAAAACAACAGAUAUGGUGGAAAUAGUAAUAACGGGAGUUAUUAUAAUUAUAGCAAGAAUAGGAAUAACAAAUACAAUAAUUUAGACAAAAACACAAAAGACAGUGGCUAUUUAGAUCUCAAUAAAAUUCCCGAACAAAUCAACAUUGCGUCCGUUGCUGAAUUCCCAGUUUUGUCCAACCGAAAUGAAAAAACCAAACUUUGUGAAUCAUGGGGAAAAAAAGACACAACUGAAAUGACAAAACCUGUGUUAAAUUCUCUUAAAAAAAUCGAAUCUUCGGAAACAGAUAAAAAAAACGAUGAAGAAAUACUUGAUGGAUGGUUCGAAAUACCUUGUGAUAAACCAAUAAAUAAAACACCUUGUGUGAAAAAAUUACUGUCUUUUGCGGAUAUCGCAAAAAAAGACGACCAAUCAUCUAUUGUCCAAAAUGACGGUUUGGAAAAAAAGGAAAACAGAGUGAGCGAAAUAAACCAAUUUAUAAAACUCCCGCCAAAACGAUUUAAAAAACCCGCACACAAAACAUUUGGAAUUUUCAGUGACUACAACGAUAAUGAUUACAGUUAUAACAAUAAUAAUUGUGGUUAUGGUAAUGAUUAUUAUAAUUAUGAUGAUGCUUACUACCCCCCCGAUGAUGAUUAUAACACAAAUGAUUGCAACUAUGAUUAUAAUGACAAUGAUAGUUAUAAUAAUAACAAUAACAAUAGUCGAAACGAAUGCGAGGAUUAUGACGAGGAGUUUUGGAACCACAAUUUAUAA